This is a messenger RNA of Malurus melanocephalus (red-backed fairy wren), 687 nucleotides long. Its product is annotated as phosphatidylinositol 3-kinase C2 domain-containing subunit gamma-like. Gene Ontology annotation, cellular component: plasma membrane; cytoplasm; phosphatidylinositol 3-kinase complex. The annotation marks the transcript as partial. The record is from RefSeq and is a predicted model, not a curated record. The transcript is spliced from 5 exons. Gene Ontology annotation, biological process: cell migration; phosphatidylinositol-3-phosphate biosynthetic process; phosphatidylinositol 3-kinase/protein kinase B signal transduction. Gene Ontology annotation, molecular function: 1-phosphatidylinositol-4-phosphate 3-kinase activity; 1-phosphatidylinositol-3-kinase activity. NCBI's taxonomy places the organism in Eukaryota, Metazoa, Chordata, Aves, Passeriformes, Maluridae.
UCAUGUUCUUAUUUUACAUCCAAUGCUUUUCCAUUAAAAAUCUCCUUCAUCAAUGCGAAUGCUCCAAGUGGAACCAUCAAUGUUAUUUUUAAGAUAGGUGAUGAUCUACGUCAAGAUAUGUUGGUUCUGCAAAUUAUUCGAGUGAUGGACAACAUUUGGCUCCAAGAGGGACUGGAUAUGCAAAUGAUCAUUUAUAGGUGUUUAUCCACAGGGAAAAGGCAAGGACUGGUACAGAUGGUGCCAGAUGCUACCACACUGGCAAAGAUCCACAGGGAGUCUGGACUGAUAGGACCACUGAAAAAAAACACAAUUGAAAAAUGGUUUCGCCAUCACCAUCCUCUGGAAUCAAGUUACCAAGAGGCAAAAAGGAAUUUCUUUUAUUCCUGUGCUGGCUGGUGUGUUGUUACCUUCAUCCUGGGAAUCUGUGAUCGACACAGUGACAACAUAAUGCUGACAAAAGCUGGACACAUGUUCCACAUAGAUUUUGGAAGAUUUUUGGGUCAUGCACAGAUGUUUGGAAGCAUAAGAAGGGACCGAGCUCCCUUCAUCUUCACAUCAGAGAUGGAAUAUUUCAUAACAGAGGGUGGAAAAAACCCACAGCGUUUUCAGGAAUUUGUGGAGCUUUGUUGUCGAGCUUAUAAUAUAGUCAGGAAACACAGCCAGCUACUCCUGAACCUGCUAGAGAUG